UCAGUCGCACAUUCAAAACAAGUGAAAAUCAAGUUAAUUUGACUUAAAAAAUAUAACAAAAAAUAAAUUUUACAAUGAGUUUGCUUAAAUUUGCAUCAAUCUUGUUGGUCGUGACAGUAGUGAAAGCUGGACUUGCACCAUUGGCUUAUUCAGCAUUUCCAUAUGCAUCUAAUUUAGUGUCAUCGCCAGUUCUCGCUCGUUCAGCUCCACUCUUAGCUAGUCCAUAUUAUGCACGUUCAUCACUCUUAGCUUCACCUUAUGUCGCUCAACCAGCAGCUGUUGUUGCCAGAACUGCACCAUUUGUCGCUAGAGCUGCACCAUUUGUCGCUGCACCAGCACCAGUAGUUGCCAGAGCUGCUCCGCUUGUUGCUGCACCUGCACCAGUAAUUGCUAGAGCUGCACCAGUUGUUGCACGAACAGUUGAUCUUGAUGAUGCCUACCCACAAUAUCAAUACGCCUACAAUGUCAACGACGUUUUGACUGGAGAUAACAAAGCUCAAGAAGAAAUUCGUGAUGGUGAUGUUGUUAAAGGAUUUUACAGCCUUGUAGAAGCUGACGGAUCUGUGCGAAAAGUGAACUACUAUGCUGAUCCCGUUAAUGGUUUCAACGCUGUUGUUUCAAAAUCACUUCCUGUUGUUGCUGCACCCGUCGAACCUGUUGCUAAAGUUGUCGUAGCCUAAUCAAUUCAAAAGACUAUAAAUAUAGAAAAAUUGUUGAAAUUCGCAACGUUUUUACCAGCCCAGGAUGAUCCUCAAAAUGCCAGAAAAUGACGAAGAUUUAAGCUUAUAAAAAGAGUCAAAUUUUACUUUUAAAUAAAUGAAACUAAUCAAAUAGAUUUUGAACAAAAUAAGAGCAAAGCUUCUUAUU
Molecule: messenger RNA, 867 nt
Organism: Clunio marinus
Lineage: Eukaryota; Metazoa; Arthropoda; Insecta; Diptera; Chironomidae
Source: the annotation of a GenBank genome assembly